ACAGUUGAAAUGGAUAAGGUAGAAAAUUAGGAAAAGAAAAAAAGGGGAGAAAAGAAGAAAAGUGAUAAUAAUGGUGAAAAGGAAAAGAGUUGGACAGAAAAGACAAAGAGGUGGCGGGAACGCGUCUUGAUUACUGCGAAGAACGCGGCAUUAUUGUUGGGCAAAAACAGUGGGCGUGUCAACAGGACUUUGUAUCCUCAUCUAUAACACUUCACACCUGUCCUUCUCUCCCCUUUACUCUCUCUCUCUCCUCUCUCUCUCUCUCCACUCUUGCCCCCUAUUUUUGCUUCAUUUUUUUCAAUACUAUUCUACUUUACUUAGUAUAUUAUAGGCUGCUCUGUAUAAAUAGACACCAUGACAGGCAAAGAAAUCCUCCACAAGAUGAAGGAAAAGGUUGGGUUAGGUUCAUCAGAUGCUGACUCUGGAAAAGGAAAGAGCAAGAUGUCAAAGAACAUUACGCAUGGCUUUCACUUGGUAAAGGGAAAAUCCCAUCAUGCCAUGGAAGAUUAUGUCGUUGCACAGUUUAAGCAACAUGACGACAAAGAGCUUGGUCUGUUUGCAAUCUUUGAUGGUCAUUUGAGCCAUAAUGUACCUGAUUAUCUGAGGUCUCAUUUGUUUGACAAUAUUUUAAAGGAGGCUGACUUCUGGACGGAACCAGAGAAAGCGGUCAAGAGAGCUUAUCGUGUAACCGAUGCUAACAUUUUGGAAGAAGCAGUUGAUUUGGGUAAGGGUGGUUCAACUGCAGUUACAGCAAUAUUGAUUGAUUGUAAAAAGCUGGUAGUAGCAAAUGUUGGGGAUUCCCGAGCUGUUAUCUGUAAGAAUGGCGCAGCCAAACAACUAUCAGUUGAUCAUGAGCCAAGCGUGGAAAGGGGGAGCAUUGAGCAGAGAGGCGGUUUUGUAUCAAACUUUCCAGGUGAUGUUCCACGAGUUGACGGUCAAUUGGCAGUGGCAAGGGCAUUUGGUGACAAGAGCUUGAAGAAACACCUGAGUUCAGAGCCUGAUGUGUCAGUGGAGUUUAUAGAAAAUGACACAGAGUUUGUUAUCCUGGCAAGUGAUGGAUUAUGGAAGGUAAUGUCAAACCAAGAAGCAGUAGACUGUAUCAGGCAAAUCAAGGAUGCUAGAUCAGCAGCAAAGCACCUUACUGAAGAGGCACUUAAUAGGAAGAGCACGGACGAUAUUUCCUGCGUAGUUGUAAGAUUUCAGUGAACUAAGGAUUGCUCUCCCCGCUUAUGUUUGGUAAAAGUCUCUGUUUCAAGUGAUGUUUUGACAUCCGUUGUGUAGAAAUAAAACUGAUGCCUUACAUUGUGCCAUAUUAAAGGCUUUUAUUUUGGGUUUCUCUGUAUCAGUGUCUAAUGUGCAAGCAAACCGUGAGAGAACUGCCUAAUUUACUUGUUCUGGAAAAUAGUGUUCUUUCCUUUCUUUUGGGGUAAUACCCUUGAGAAUCUAGCUUCCAUAAUAAGGAAAGGGAAAAAAAUGUAAAUGAAUUAUCAGGCAGAAAGGUAGGUGAAAUGUUAUUGUUUCUAGUUCUUUUGAAUUGUAGAAAGAAUCAUUCGUGCUGGAGAAUGCAGUCGUGUUGGUUGGUCUAUUGGACAAAAUAGACUAAUAGAAAUUGCUUUGUAAAACAUGCUGGGACCCAAAAGUAUCUUAUGUAUGGUAUUAGUGUAUGAGACCCUCUUUUCAUAUGUAUGUGGGACUCAAUACAGAUGGGACUUAAAUAUGUAUCUUGAGGGCGAUGUUGAAUAUAGUCCAAUGUUCUAAAUACC
This is a messenger RNA of Quercus lobata, 1763 nucleotides long. Its product is annotated as Protein phosphatase 2C family protein. The transcript is spliced from 5 exons. Bases 355 to 1206 code for a protein of 283 amino acids. NCBI's taxonomy places the organism in Eukaryota, Viridiplantae, Streptophyta, Magnoliopsida, Fagales, Fagaceae. The record is from RefSeq and is a predicted model, not a curated record. Gene Ontology annotation, molecular function: protein serine/threonine phosphatase activity. Gene Ontology annotation, biological process: protein dephosphorylation.